Molecule: messenger RNA, 2184 nt
Organism: Metarhizium acridum CQMa 102
Lineage: Eukaryota; Fungi; Ascomycota; Sordariomycetes; Hypocreales; Clavicipitaceae
Source: RefSeq, a predicted model, not a curated record
AUGGCUGUUGUUGACCUACAGUCCAGAGAGCACAAGGAUCUUCUAGAUCUGAUAGAUACGCUUCGUGCAAAGGGCAUCAAUCAGUAUGUCGCGCUUCCUGAGAUCGUUGUUACAGGGGAUCAAUCUGCAGGGAAGAGCUCUGUCCUAGAAGCCAUUUCUGGCAUGUCUUUUCCUACCAAGGACAGCCUGUGCACGCGGUUUGCCACUGAGCUUAUCCUUAGACGAUCUACAAGUGUGGGCGUCAAGAUAUCGAUUCUCCCAGCAGCAGGUCGACCGAUGGGCGAAAAAGAAAAACUGAAAGGAUUCCGCCCGGUGGUGGAACAAGGCAGCCUGGAGUUGUCACAUGUGGUUGAACAAGCCAAGUUGGCCAUGGGCAUAACCCCAACCUCUAAAGCUUUUCGAAAUGAUAUUUUGCGAGUUGAGAUUUCUGGGCCUGACCAGCCUCAUUUGACCAUGGUAGAUCUUCCAGGACUUUUUCAGGCUGGCAACAGCACGCAAUCUGACGAAGACUCCGAAACCGUGACUAAAAUUGCGCUUCAAUACAUGGAAAGACCAAGAAGCAUCAUUCUUGCGGUUGUUUCUGCCAAGAGUGACUUCGCGUUGCAGCAGGUUACUCGACUUGCUCGAAAGUUGGAUCCGGAUGGACGUCGCACCGUUGGCCUCAUCACUAAGCCGGACACAUUAGACGAAGGCUCAGAGAGCGAAGCGGCGUAUAUUCGUCUCGCUCAAAACGAAGAUGUGCGAUUCAAGCUGGGCUGGCAUGUUUUGAAGAACCGUGAUUACAAGAUGACGUUGAACAAGGCAACUUCACAGGAGCGCGACGAUGCGGAGAGGGAUUUCUUCUCCCAAGGCCCUUGGGCAGCGCUUGAUCCAUCUACUGUUGGCGUCAAAGCACUAAAGCCUCGUCUAAGCAAUCUUCUCAAAAAUCAAAUACUUCUUCAACUUCCAAACCUAGUGAAUGAUGUUGAGGCUGGCAUCAAGACAUGCAAACAUCAGCUCACAAGACUCGGACCGCCACGAAAGACCAUAAUCGAGCAACGCCACUACCUUAUCCAUAUUAGCCAGGCAUUUUCCGAUCUGAUGAAAGCAGCAGUCGAUGGAUUUUAUAACGAUUCAUUUUUCGGUAGCUCAAAGUCGGAGGAAGGUUACCAGAAACGUCCCCGAGCUGUUGUUCAAGGUUUAUUGACCAAAUUCAAAGACAAGAUGAAUGAACGUGGUUGCACUAAAGAAAUCGUGGACACUGAAGAUGAUUCAGAUAGCGAAGGCAUGACUUUGACCGGGAACAAAGUGCUUAGAUCAGCCUAUGUCGAAGAAGUCGGGGAACUGAUGAGUCGAAACCGUGGCUGUGAGCUGCCGGGGACCCUCAAUCCGCUCAUCGUUGGCGAGUUGUUUUUUGACCAGUGCAGGCCUUGGGAGGAAAUUACCAGAAGUCUUUUCAUCCAAGUCUUGAACUCAGUUUACUUCGUCAGUGACGCAAUCAUAGGCCAUGUUACAGUUGAAAGCACGGCUGCAAGGCUGAGACGGUUCAUUAGCCCAGCCAUUCAAGCCCUGGGUCAAGAGCUGAAAGAGUCUUUCCAAAGUCUACUCGAACCAUAUCAAAAAAUACACCCUAUUACAUACAACGAAGCGCUCACGGUGAACGUUCGAAAGGCGCAGGCUGAAAGACGACGUCGCAGGAUAGAAGUUAAGCUUGAAAAGGCAUAUCCUGUUAAUGUAUGGAGUUCCCAAUCACUGACGGUAACCCGACAAGCUAUCUUGGAUAUCUUCACAGCUGAGGAAGACGUUGAUAUGAAGUUGUGUGGUAGUUCCUUGGCUGUGGACUAUCUGGAAGCCUACUACAACGUGUCCUUGAAGAAAUUUAUUGACGACAUCAGCACUCUAGGGGUAGAAUGCUGCCUAAUUCAAAAACUCCGAAGUCUUUUUGAGCCCCGAAAUAUUUACAAGAUGAGCGACACGGAUGUACAGCAUCUUGCUGAAGAAGAUCCUGCGGAGAAGCUAGAGCGGUCCAGAUUGAAGGAAAAGCUAAACAUACUUGGCGGGUGCUUGUAUGAACUCAGGAGCUUGGACAAGCUCAAUCCAGACUCGAAAGGACCAAAGUCAUUCAGAAUGUUGACAAACGGUUUGAUCAAAACAAGAAAGAAGGGCCUUGCGACUGACGAUUCGGAUAGCCUUGAUUUGGCUUGA